AGCCUCGAGUCGGAGUGGCACCGAUGUUUAGCGAAAUCGCUAAACUCGCCAGCUCAAUAGAGCUCGGGGUAUACGAUAGCAGCAGAGGAGAUGGAGCCAUCUCCCAUGAUGAGUGGAAGCGGGUAGCGGCUGCUAUCUCCGCUGUGUUCAUGAAGGUGGUCAGGGGAAGCCCUGGACCACCCCCUAGAUGUGAGAGUGCCGGGUGGAACCUCGGCUUACACAAGCUUAUAAGGUGUGCCGACGAACGGUCGGCAUUCCUUUAUAAGGAGGCGGUAGCCAGGGGGGGGGAAGUAUGGAAGGGAGCAAGGCUCGAGGCGGUGGCUAAAUCGGAUCUUCCGAUGUGACCUCGUCCUCGUGUCUGGCUUCCGGCCGAGCCCUCUACCCCGACCGAAAUUGAGGAGAUAUUGCGGUACUGCAAUCCAUCUCUUCCCACCCAAGAUUGAAAGGUGGUUAGGCUGGAAAGGACCGAGGAACCAUAUCGGCGUGCGCUGAUACUCCUAAACAAGGAGUCCCUCGCUCCUCUCAGCAUUGCAAAGGGGGUCAUAAGCUAUGGCUUCGAGAGGGUCGUAAUUAGGAUUCUCCCAACUGAAGCCAGGGCUGAUGGCCCGUUGCCACCAGCUGAGGUGGAAGAGAGUGGGAGAGCGAGCCACUCUAAAAUGGACAUCGACCCCAUCCUCUCGAAUAUGGUGAGCAUGGAGGGCGGAUCGUCAGGCGAUGAUGGAUCCAUCUUCAGUCUCGAGUGCCUGUUCGAGGAUGCUGGGGUCGAUAGUACGGAUGAUGGUGCGCAACUCGCACUGCUGGAGAGGAGUUUGGAGGAUGAGGAUCCUCCAAAUUAACCUCCAGCACUCAAAGGCGGCCUCCGCAGAUCUAGUGCUUCGUCUAGGACGGGACAAGCCGACGUUGUCCUUAUCCAGGAGCCGUGGCCGAGCAGAAACGGUAUCUCUGGUCUAAGGACAAAAAGCCACAAGCCCCUGGCGGCAAACAGUACAGGUAGAACCAGAGCCUGCUUGUUGAUCAGGAACGAACUUAACGUUUUUCUUUUGCCUAAUUUCAGCAAUGAGGUUGUCGUCGCUGCUAGACUGGAGGACAGUGCUGGAGAACUCUGCCGUACCUGCUGAGAAGAGCUCUGGCAGAGGCCAGGCGCAAAGAGGACGGAGUUUUAAUAGGCUCGGAUGUUAAUUCAAGGCACACCGUCUGGGGGAGCUCGGACAUUAACGCAAGAGUUGAGUCACUUUUUGAUUUUAUUUGUAGUGUAGAUCUUUCUAUAUGUAAUAGGGGGAACAGACCUACCUUUGUGACUGCUAGCAGGACGGAAGUCCUUGACGUUACGCUAGCCUCUAGGGAAAUUGCUCCCUUGAUUUCGGAAUGGAGGGUUCUAGACGACCAUUCAUUCUCGGAUCAUAAAUAUAUUGGUUUCAACUUAAAAGCCUCACGCCCGGCUCUUCCAACCGCACCCGACAGGGAUUCGAUCCUAUCGGCGGAUGCGGUCGAUGAGCUGGUCGAGAUUUUCAGCUCUGUUAGUAGAACUACUCUUGACAGCUCCUGUCCUCUGAGAAUUCAGAAAA
Bactrocera oleae (olive fruit fly) is the source of this 1565-nucleotide messenger RNA. The record is from RefSeq and is a predicted model, not a curated record. Lineage: Eukaryota; Metazoa; Arthropoda; Insecta; Diptera; Tephritidae.